Messenger RNA from Diachasmimorpha longicaudata, 2751 nucleotides. RefSeq names its product NCK-interacting protein with SH3 domain. Lineage: Eukaryota; Metazoa; Arthropoda; Insecta; Hymenoptera; Braconidae. The record is from RefSeq and is a predicted model, not a curated record. Bases 300 to 2243 code for a protein of 647 amino acids. Gene Ontology annotation, biological process: endocytosis. The transcript is spliced from 5 exons. Gene Ontology annotation, molecular function: protein binding; Arp2/3 complex binding.
GAUGAGGGACUCGUAAUCAAAGGGCGCGAGCAGUUUCGGGCAUGCGUAUUGUGGACCAAAAAAAAACAUUCUGCAUUUUUUGAUCAGUUCAGACUCUACGAUUAUCACAGAUUUUUGAAACACAAGUGAAUGUUUUCCUCGUAUCCGCCUCACCACCUUAAUGAUGAAAAAAAGAAAUACAUAUGGAACCAGUCUCGAUAAAAGUGAAACUAGAGUCCUGAGAUAGUGGAGUAACAGCAGCUCUUGUAGUUGGGCGUCGCCAGAAAAUUCAUUUUUGUGUGCAGGAGAAAUUCAAAAGUAUGGGCGACAAUUACAUUAGGUUAGAAAACUAUGAAAUGCUCAAAGCGUUGUACGACUUUAAAGCAACAUUCGCCAAGACCCUGAGUUUCAGCGAGAGUGAUCACUUCAUACUCCACCAAUCAAACACGAAGCAGAGAAACUGGUGGCAGGUGGUCAACAAUGCAGGCCAACUCGGUUACAUUCCCUCCAACUACGUGACAACCGUUAAAGUUGAGCCCCAAUUCAUGAUAAAUUUUCUCGACGAGUGCAUUGAGAAAUUGCGAACUGAGUUUUCAAAUCCAGGAGCACCAUUGCCAAUCGACAAGCAGGAUCUACUUCAAAGACUGAUCGAGAAGAAGAGACAGGCGGAUCUGAGCAGAAAACCUAAGAAACAGGCGCCACAGCCUCCAACGUUCACUAACUCAUCGCCAGUGAAGGAGCCGUCGACCCCUCAAGAACCUAAUGACGAAAAAAUAAAUAAACUAGUCAGUAAUGACAGACCUAAAGGGAAGAUCUACCCUUACGAAGGAGACACCAAUACCAGCCCUCAACUUAAAUCAGAACGCAAGAGUUCCAUCACCGAGCAGCCACCCAGGCCUCUGUUUCUCCGACAAACAUCAUCAGAGAUGGUACAGCACGUACAUUGUGAGAAGGAUGACAUUCAGAAAAGUGUAUCACAAUCUACCGUACGACAGACUCGAUCAUCGCCGAAGAAGAGUAAACAAUCGCCAUUGGAACUUGAUUCCCAUGCAGCUUACAAAAUUCUCAACGAAGUGAGAAAACAUACUCAAUUAAGCUACGAAAUGUCAAAACUGGCUGUGACUGUGGUCGUUUCUGGACUCCAGCAGUAUUUACCGUGUAAUAUUAGUCAUUACUUCGACAUUGUACUGAAUCAAUUAGAGAAACCACUGAUGAUAUCGAAUAUGAGUAUUGAGGAGACCUACGAUGCCGAGAGGUUGAAGGUCAUUUUCAUUGAAUUGACUUCCUGCAAAGAGGAUUCACAACAAAGAAGUUGGAUGCUCUACGAGGACGAGGCCAUUAUAGUAGAUUAUAUCAAAGAACUCACUUCUAUCCUGACGAAUGCUGAUGCCAACGUUUCAAGACAUGCUCUGAGGUUGGACCAGUACAAUGGAAUCAAUACGUUGAUACAGUACUAUCAGAUGGAAGCGAGGUGGACUAUCAGGCAAUUACUCCUUCAAUCCUUCGGUGUCAUGUGCAGCUUGGAUCCUGUCGUUGUUACCAUCAUGCUCAAUAGUAUUCUUCCCAUGGAGCUCGCCAGGGACAUGAGGAGUAACCCCAGAAAUGUUCCGAAGUUGAAUUAUUCUUCUCUUCUACUUACCAUGAUUUUUUCAAUGGGAGAACGAAUGCCGAUUACUCAUGUCGAGCAGUUGGGACCGGAGUUCAUAUCAUUUCUCUUAGAGUUAAUCGAGGACCCACCGGAUACCGAUUUGGACGAUCAAAUUCCUGAUCUGUUUCUCAAUUUGAUAUUGUCGUAUAAUCUUCAGUUCAGUAAUUCGGAGAAUAUUUUGCUGAGUUCGCUGAAGACCCGGUCCAAUGCUAAAACUUUCACGCAGAAGAUUCUACUUCUGCUUAAUCGAGAAGAGGAUCCUGUCCGGAUAUUUGACCACGAACCUGCACCACCUCAUUCAGUCCUUAAGUUAUUCAUCGACUUGUUCGGAAGCGAAAUAACUGCAUCGCUAUUUUAUACGAAUGAUGUCAAAGUUCUUAUUGAUAUUGUACUGAGACAGUUAUUUGACAUUCCACCUGGGGAAAAGAGACGACUAUACCUGGAGCUCUGCCGACGUGUCUUACGAACGUCGGGCUAUGACGAUCAUCGACAUAGAUCUGAAGAUCUUCUCAAAUGUUUUACGCGGAUAUUUUGCGAAGAAGGACCAGAGAGUCAAGGGGAUCAACAAUUGAUACGUGAAAUCAGCGUUGAAUUUCCGAAUCUCUUCAAAAUGUGACAUUUAUUACACCCCUCCUUGUACAGGGAGGUGGACGAUGAUGAUCUGCACACUCUUGUUUAAAUUUUAUGACAUAGAAUGUCAUCCUGUUAUAUUUUUUUGAAUGGAUGAUUUUGACGCUUUGUGAAGAUACUCACUCAUUUUAUCAAUAUCUCUGUAAAUUGAAUAAUUGAACCAGUGAUGAGAUGACUCUAAUGAUGAGCCGGUCAUUCACAAAAUAUAUUUAUCCUAUUACUGGUUCAUCCGAUAAAUAAUCAGAAGUAAUUCGCUGUUAGCUUUUCUUUCAAAUUUCGAAAAUUCUAAAAAGAUUUCAUCUCUUUUAAUGGAGUAUUGCUGGAGGUCGUAAUUAUGCAGAAAGUAACUCUAGAUAAUGUUUGAAUGCCAUUGCAAUUACUCAGACCGUCUUAUCUGACAAAUUAGAAAGUUAAAGAAUGAUAAAGUAGAAAUAUAUUUGAAGAGAAGAAAAAUAAUUAGUAAUUAUGAAAAUACAAUUGAAUCUAAGGACGUA